Messenger RNA from Oryza sativa Japonica Group (Japanese rice), 4327 nucleotides. RefSeq names its product protein phosphatase 2C 32. Gene Ontology annotation, molecular function: protein serine/threonine phosphatase activity. Lineage: Eukaryota; Viridiplantae; Streptophyta; Magnoliopsida; Poales; Poaceae. Gene Ontology annotation, biological process: protein dephosphorylation. The record is from RefSeq and is a predicted model, not a curated record.
CUAAGCUCACACAGGCUGUUGGGUUGCUCCCUCUCUCAUCUCUAGUCUUCUUCCCCAUUCACCAACACAACCAGCAGCCACCUCCUCCUCUUCUUCCCCAACUUUCUGCUUGAUCUCCACCUCCACUGCCGCCCCGCCGCCCAAUCCACCACCACCGGCGGCGGCGGAGGUCAACGCCGGCCACCCUCGUCGACGCCCCCCCACAUCAGCUCAGGGGUGCAGUGCAGAGGAAGGAGGGCAAGUAGACAAGAAUCACCUUAUUGGUACCUGACGAAUUUACUCCAAGCUUUCCUGUGGUUGCCACAUGCUGGUCAGCCCCUCCAUCUCCUCUGGCUGCCUAGUUAGUGGUGGACAAGAUAAACAUGUUGAGCCUGAGUUGCUGUUGGGUUUUGGUGUGUGGAAGAAUCUACAGGCAUGAAUAGAGGUGCCAUUGUUCUGUGGAUUGAAUGUUGUGGUGCAGCUGGUUGCCUUGUUCCUCCUCUGCUGCUUGGUUUGUCUAACUGAUCGGCCCCUAGCUAGCUGGCCUUACAAUGGUGAACUGGGUCACCAUCUGUUCAUGGCGAUGGUUAGGAUGAUGGCAGUGGAAGGAUGAAGAAUGGCACUGCGCUGCUUGCCUGCUUGGCUACUAUUGUGCUAAAUAAGGAAUGUCAAGUGGCCUAGCACUUGUUUGCUCCUCACUGGUUGAGGGUGGCAGCCCACUCCUCUCACUGUGUGGGGCUUGACUAAUUGAGCUCAGGUGUGGCUAAGGUUUGACUCCUUGCUCAGAUGUGGCUCUCUUCAUCGUGGACACAGCGACGGGCAUUGGGGGUCGCUGGUGUGUUGCUGCUGCUGUCGAGGUAGGGUGGUGGAGGUGGAGGGAUGGUGCUGGGACUGGGUGUAGCCAACCAGCCAGCCAUGGGUAACAGCACCUCCAGGGUCGUUGGCUGCUUCGCACCAGCAGACAAGGCCGCCGGUGGCGGCGUCGGUUUGGAGUUCCUGCAGCCGCUGGACGAAGGACUCGGCCAUUCCUUCUGCUAUGUCCGCCCAGGGGCCAUCACUGACUCGCCGGCCAUCACGCCAUCCAACUCCGAGAGGUACACGCUCGACUCCUCCGUGCUGGAUUCGGAGACCCGCAGCGGGUCAUUCCGGCAGGAGGUUGUCGUUGUCGACGACCUGGCGGCGGCAGCCAUGGCCGGGUUGCAGAGGCCGAGCAAGAGUUUCUCGGAGACCACCUUCCGGACGAUCUCGGGGGCCUCCGUCAGCGCCAACCCGUCCUCGGCUCGGACAGGCAAUCUGUGUGUGUCCCUUGCUGCUGAUGUGCAGGAGCCUGCCGCCGCAUUCGAGAGCACCGCCUCUUUCGCCGCCGUUCCGUUGCAGCCGGUGCCACGGGGAUCAGGGCCGCUCAAUACCUUCUUGUCAGGGCCGCUUGAGAGAGGAUUUGCGUCGGGGCCGCUGGACAAAGGCGCUGGGUUCAUGUCUGGGCCACUGGAUAAAGGAGUCUUCAUGUCUGGUCCUAUUGACAGUGGCAACAAAAGCAACUUCUCGGCACCUCUUUCGUAUGGUCGGAGGAAGGCUGGUCUCGGACAGCUUGUACGUAGCAUUAGCAGACCGAUGAGAAGUGCGCUGUCAAGAACAUUUAGUAGGAGCUCACAAGGUACUGGUUGGGUCCAAAGAUUUCUGUUGCAUCCUAUGGCUCAACUGAGCUUGUCGAGGGAUGCAAAGGGCACUUCGGAAGAUUCACAUAAUGGGUUGGAAGCUGGGCUCCCUGAGCUUGAGUAUAGUGUAACAAGGAACCUGCAGUGGGCUCAUGGCAAGGCAGGAGAGGAUAGGGUUCAUGUUGUCCUCUCUGAAGAGCAAGGGUGGUUGUUUAUUGGAAUUUAUGAUGGUUUUAGCGGUCCGGAUGCACCGGACUUCUUAAUGAGCAAUCUAUACAAGGCCAUUGAUAAAGAGCUGGAAGGACUGCUCUGGGUUUAUGAAGACAGUCCUGAAGGGAGUGCUCAAGUAUCUACUCUUGGAGAGGGUGAAUCCGUUGCAGUUCCUCAGGACCUGCCUGAUGGAGGUGACAUUCUGUUCCAAGCUGAUAGUGUUGAAUCAGAACAACUUGUUAAUUCUGAGGAACAAGAUGUAUCCAAUGUGAAGAUAAGUGAUGGGGGUGCUUCGCAAGUUCAGAUGGAUUUGAACACCAGUGGUCAGAGAGAUUUAGUGUUGCAGGCUUCAAGUAAUCAGAAGUUGAAUGCUGGUGAAAUAGUCGAGGAAAAGGUGGGGGCUGAUAUGGGGAAUAAUCUCCAGAGUACAGAGUCUUAUAACUCUGGUAGAGAUAUUUCAAAUACAGAUGUAAACACUAGCUUUGGUUGUACAUCAGAUGUAAACACUAGUACUUGUUGUAAUGAAGAUGUCAAAUCACCGAAAGAAAUCAGGAGCAGACGACUUUUUGAGCUACUUGAGAUGGAAUUGCUCGAAGAAUAUAAUAGAAAUGUUUCCAAAUUAUCACCAGAGGGAAUGAAAGGGAGGAGCAUAUUUAAUAUGCAGGCAGGAACUACAGAAGAAAGCUCUAGGGAUAUAGCCGAGCUCUCUAGGUCUUCAAUGGCAGCAACUGGAGAAUGUCUUGAUGAUUUUGAGAAUGAUAAACAUUCAAGAUCAGGUGACGGUGUGCUUGGGGUAGAUCCAAAAGAGUGUAAUGAAUGCUCAAUUUCAUCAUCGUCAUCAGGGCACAAACAAAUUCUGAGAAGAUAUUUGUUUGGGUCAAAGCUGAGGAAGAUGUACAAGAAGCAAAAAUUGUUGCAGAAGAAGUUUUUCCCUUGGAACUAUGAUUGGCAUAGAGACCAACCUCAUGUUGAUGAAAGUGUUAUCAAACCUUCUGAAGUUACUAGGAGAUGCAAAUCAGGACCAGUAGACCACGAUGCUGUAUUGAGGGCAAUGUCACGGGCGCUUGAAAACACUGAGGAAGCAUACAUGGACGUAGUGGAAAGGGAGCUUGAUAAAAAUCCUGAGCUCGCGUUGAUGGGUUCAUGUGUGCUUGUGAUGUUGAUGAAAGAUCAGGAUGUAUAUGUUAUGAAUCUUGGAGAUAGCCGAGUUGUCUUGGCACAAGAUAAUGAGCAAUACAAUAACUCAAGCUUCUUAAAGGGUGAUUUAAGACAUCGUAACAGGUCAAGGGAGUCACUUGUUCGUGUUGAACUUGAUAGGAUAUCUGAGGAGUCACCAAUGCAUAAUCCUAAUAGCCACCUAAGCAGCAACACAAAAACUAAGGAAUUGACUAUUUGUAAAUUAAAGAUGAGAGCAGUUCAACUAUCGACUGAUCAUAGUACAAGUGUUGAGGAGGAAGUCUCGAGGAUUAGGGCAGAACAUCCUGACGACCCUCAAUCUGUAUUUAAUGACAGGGUGAAAGGACAGUUGAAGGUUACAAGAGCGUUUGGUGCAGGUUUUCUAAAGAAGCCAAAAUUUAAUGACAUACUACUUGAGAUGUUUCGCAUCGACUAUGUUGGAACAUCAUCAUAUAUCAGCUGCAACCCUGCUGUCCUUCACCACCGUCUUUGCUCAAAUGACCGGUUUCUUGUCCUGUCCUCAGAUGGACUGUAUCAAUAUUUCAGCAAUGAUGAGGUUGUUUCACAUGUUGCAUGGUUUAUGGAAAAUGUACCAGAGGGUGAUCCUGCUCAAUACCUUGUAGCCGAGCUGUUAUGCCGUGCAGCAAAAAAGAAUGGCAUGGACUUUCAUGAGUUGCUGGAUAUCCCUCAGGGUGAUCGCCGAAAAUACCAUGAUGAUGUUUCUGUUAUGGUAAUUUCCCUUGAAGGCAGAAUUUGGCGAUCUUCUGGUUGAGCAUCAAGAUGUGACUUGGGCGUGGGGGAUUGGAAUUUGUGCAUUACAACUGCUGCUGGAGCUGUCUGAUCUACAGGUUUUUUUUCAGCAUUACUCCAUCUGUUUGGGGGCAUAUGGCUGGUGGUUGUGCACUGUACAUCAGCAGCAGCAGCUGCCUUGUGCAUUUUGGUAGCCAUUCUCAAGCUUUCAUUCAUGUGCCAAUUUGACUGUUUAAUCUGUAAUGGUUUGUUUUUGCAAAAUGUCGCAUUAUUCAGAUGUUGCAGAAGGGAAUGUACAAAAGAGACACUUCCCUAUUUCUAAGGGAGCUUAAAAGCUUGAUCAUGAAUGAAUGAUCCAUGUUCUAUACUAUUCACUUGUCUUUCUGAGCUAAGAAUCCUUUGGAGUUGUUACUAGCUAGACAAAAAAAUGUACCGGCAGUGAGAUCUCUGCUAAAAAAUGUACCGGCAGUGAGUUGUUGGUUAGUAUGUUUUGUUAUCCGCUUCUCUAUAGGAUGGAAAACUGGAAAUGGAAAACUUCCUUUUCUUUUCUUUUUUUA